GCCUAGCUGAGCUCAAAUUUUUAAUUUCUUUUUGUUUUUCAAAAUUCUCAUUCUUUUAUCUCGCAAUUUGUUUGCAAUUUUGCUCCUUGAAUCUCACUGUUUCACACUUUCACCUCAUCUCGGAAUAUUCGCAGAAAGUAGGAAUCUUCUCUCCCCGUUUGUUCAAAUUACCGAAAUUCCGAUUGCUGCUGUGUUUCCAAUCUGAUCUGAGUGCCCAUGACGCGGAGGUUUGAUCUCGAAAGAUGUUACCCACAUAGCUGGGUUUUCUAAAUUUCAUUCCUUUUUGUUCAUAUUAGUAGAAUUGGAGAUGGUGGAAGUUAGUGCAAUGCAAUAAUAGUUCAGGGAUAUUAUUGGGGUUUCUCCAAUUGGGGAUUUUUUUUAGGAUUCAGGGUUUGGAGUUCAGUAAUAAUGUUCUAUGGUGCGGUGGUGUGGGACCCUUGGCUCAUUCUUGCUCAGAUUGUAUGCUUUCAAUGCUUGUACUACGUCACUCUCGGCUUCUUCUUGGCCAUACUCGUUGGAACUCGCGUCUCAAGAAUGACCCUCGUUUAUUUCUUCGAUUUCGUUACAGUCACUACCUCCACCUUCACCGGCUGGUGUGUCAUUGCCUCCUUUAUCCUCACCUCAAUUUCAGGGGCAGUGUAUAUGCUUUAUGUGAUUGAAAGGGCAAAGAAAUGCUUGGAUUUUUCGGUUACACUCUACAUAGUUCAUAGCUUUAUAUGCAUUGUGUAUGGUGGCUGGCCUUCUUCCAUAACUUGGUGGAUUGUGAAUGGUAUUGGAAUUGCAAUGAUGGCUCUGCUAGGGGAAUAUCUCUGCAUCAGGCGCGAACUUCGCGAGAUACCAAUAACACGAUAUCGUUCGAAUGCUUGAUUGGCAUAUGUAACUUCAGCAUUGAAGUCAAGAGAAAGCCUUGUCUUGCUGGUUGUUAAGACCCUUUGGUAAGUUCUCAAUCUGUUCAAGAAAGAGAAAGACAGAGUUAUUAGGAGCAGCUCUUAGUAUUUAUGCAUUUGUUCUGUAUUUGGGAAACAAAUGAAAGAUCAUGAAUGGUUUCUUACAAUUGCAAUUUGAUGAGCCUUGUCUCUGAGAAGAAAGACUAGAAUAGUUGACAGAAUAACUGUUGUCAAGGGAGCAGCUGCUGAAACCCAAAAUAGUUUUGGUUUCCUCAAGCUCUGCAGAAAUUAUUGAGAAUUUUCAGAACUUAAAGAGGUAAAUGAAUUGCAAAAGAAAACAAUAGUUGUAUAUAGUUGUCCCCAAGAACUUUUGGAUAUGUUUAAAAUUUUGGAAAUAUAGGUCAAUUUUGUGUCAUAUAAGUUUAGUUGUUUUUUGUCUUUUUGAUAAACUUUUAAAUGUUUUGCUAGCUUAUUGAUCUUCAUCUGUAUGAUUUUCACUAUUACUUGUUGAAAUAAAGUCCCAAUUUGUAAGAUAUCAUACAUAACUCAGAAAUAAGAA
Molecule: messenger RNA, 1446 nt
Organism: Arachis duranensis
Lineage: Eukaryota; Viridiplantae; Streptophyta; Magnoliopsida; Fabales; Fabaceae
Exons: 3
Coding region: 409-867 (152 amino acids)
Biological process (GO): Golgi to plasma membrane protein transport; Golgi to endosome transport; protein localization to Golgi apparatus
Cellular component (GO): Golgi membrane; trans-Golgi network
Source: RefSeq, a predicted model, not a curated record